AGUAACGGAUUAACGUUAGAUAACCAGUAACAUUACAUUACGUUAGCAUACCAUUUAUGCACUCAGUUACCAUGGUAACAAGCCACAAGAUAAAACGCCAGCUGACGUUCAUGUAAACAACGUUAGCUUAUCUGCACAUAUUCGGCUCGGGGCAUCGUUAUCUCAUCAAAACCGUGCUAAGGAAACGCUGUAAAUGCUUUGAUGCUAAUUAACGCGGACGUCGUCCUGGCUUGAGGUUUUCUCCAACGACUGAGGGUACACGUAACUGUUAGCUUACCUCUAGUUAACGUUAGCCUUGUUAAGUUGCUGAAUCGCGCUCGUUAGCCUGUUUUUUUUUUACUUCCGUUAAAGUAAUUAGAUACUCAGCGUUUUGUGACACGCGGAAGAUCUCUACGCGAUUAAACGAGGGAUGGGAGAGACGCCUGUGGUGAUCAUCCAGCACCUGACCAGUGGCAGGUGGUGACGGUGCGAAAGUGAUGUUCUGUCCGCUACAAUGAAGAAGAUACUCAACUUCGCCAAGAAAAAGAAACACCCGCCCAGUUCUCCUGACAAUAGGAGUGGGCUUUCUGUUGGCUAUGAACUUAAGGAAAAGGACCUCGGGAAGGUUCACAAGGCUGCUCUCGUGGGUGAUUUGUCAAAGUUGAAGCAGCUCGCUAAAAAGAAUGAUGUCAACCAACUUGACAAGGAGAAUCGAACUGCACUCCACAUUGCCUGCGCCAGUGGACACGCCGAGGUGGUGCAGUUCCUUGUCGAGAGCAAAGCUAAGCUUAACCUAUGCGACAAUCAAAAUAGAUCUGCCUUAAUGAAGGCAGUGCAGGGCCAACAUGAGCGCUGCGUGACCAUUCUGCUUGAGAAUCGUGCCGAUCCCAACCUCGUGGACAUCAAUGGCAAUACAGCCCUGCAUUUGGCAGCAAACAUACCAUCCAUUUCCACUACUGUCCUCCUGCUGGAGCACGAAGCAGACAUCAAUGCACAAAAUAAGGAGGGAUUCACACCCUUGACUGUGUCGGUGCGUGAGGACCAUUUUGAGAUGGCUGAGUUCCUCCUCAAAGAGGGUGCUGAUGUGAAUGUUAUGGACCAAGCCCAAAGGUCCCCAUUAAUGCAUGCUGCUGGUAAUGGCCAUAGUGGCAUGUUGCAGCUGCUCUUGCGGUUUGAUGCGGAUAUCACACUAAAGGAUACCAAAGGAUGGUCAGCUGAUGACUACGCAGUGAUGAAUGGGCAUCAUCCUUGUUCCCUGCUGAUCAUUGAGCACGGCACCCAAAGGAAUGAUGGGCCUUCACUCUCCAAUCAAGGUCCGGGCAAAAAGAAGAAAAAAACAAUGUUGGGAAGUCCUUCCCACGACGUUGAAGCACGCUUCUCUUUGGGAGGACCGGCCUCUGACAAGGAUGAGCAUGGAACAAAUGAUGCAGGGGGAGAUUUUGAAGACAAUUCUCAGUCGGAGUCACUAAGUCGGGUUUCAAAAAAUGCUGCAGAUGAUUGGCCUUCAUCAGAAGAUGAUGGAUCGAUUUUAAUCGAAAAGAAUCCACAGAAGGUAAACCUAAGGAAAAUGAUUGCAUCCAAAAGGGGAAAAGCUUCCGCACUCCCUGACAGAUCCUUGAGCGGUACCGAAACUGAGCCAGAGAGUGAGAGUAGAGUCCAGAAAGUACCAUCCCUCCCGAAGGCUGUACCAUCCAGCAAAGCUGUGCAGCCCCCAGUAGAUCCCUCUCCCAUUUACUUCCUUUCCAAAGCACCCCAGAUGACCUCUACCCCUCUUCCCAGCCACAGAAAGAAAUAUUCCAGUGAAGAUGAGGAGGAGGGUGAUGGUGACCUGGGGGAAGAAUACAUCUCAGAUGAAAUAGAUGAACCUGGAGAGAGUGGAGAUUUCCUUCCCACCACUGCACCUGUUCCGGAGGAAGAAACCUCCACAGAUAAGAAACGAGAUUUCCUGUCUGAGCUGGGUCUGGAGAAGGAAGAGGAGGAGCAGGACUCUUGGGACUCUGAGUCUCACUCUGAAAACCCUGAUAUGCCACGUGCACAGAAACAAAGCAUGGACACUCGGGAUCAAGAACAGAUGGCCACUGGCAACGCAAAGAGCAAAGAAAACUUGUUUUAUAUUCCCUCUUUUUUAAGAGGGGAAAGAGGCAAUGGGAUGGCGGUUCUAGAACCUCGGAGGAGUGUAGGCAGGCCAAGAGGCAGCCAGUGUGAGGUUGAGAUCAGUAAUGGUGGUAAUAAAGCUCAACGUGUUGAGGAAGAUGUUACCACCCAGAAAGAGACCGAGAAGACUAAAUGGGAAACCCUCCGUGUUCUGAACAAACUUGAAGGGGAUGGAGAACGAAAGACGGACUUAAUGGAAGAGCUGGGUCUCGGUAAUGUUGAUGAUCUUGAAGAUGCAUCAGACUGGGACUCUGCCAGCACGGCCAGUAGGAGAACCCUGCCGAGGAGCAGAGAGGAGUUCCCAGAAUGCAUCUAUCCGUCUGUCAAAGAGCAGGAUGAGGACACUGCUCCGGCAGCACCCUUGACCCCGCAGAGGAGCAUCUACUCCAACAAAGCGAUGCCCAGCACGCCCCAGCAGCCCGGCCCCCAGCCCCAGCCUCGAGCAAGGAAGAUGGGCCUUCAGAAAGCAGAAAGUGAAGGAGAAUCCGAUUGGGAGCAAGACAAUGUCGUGUCUUCUUGCAACUCAGACAAAAUUGACAAUCAAUUGCGAAAUCUAGCUGAGUUUCAGACAGUGGUCCCACCAGGUUCCCCUCAGCGAUCACCGAUGGCCAAAGACAGUAAAAGAGUAGAGUUGCAAAAGGAGAUAGAUGAUGCAAUAGAUACUCGUGAGUUAGAUCUGAAUGAUGCAUGUCGAAGCGGUAGGGAAAGGGAUGCGCACUUUAGAGCUCAACGCAGCCCCGAAGAAAGAAACAAAGAGGGGGAUAUCGUCCCAUGGGAGAAUCGUUACGAGAAGCUCUGGGUAGAGGUGGAGAAAAGAGAGGUCAAGUCCACCUUCAAGCACGUUGCCGGGGAACUGAAAGAGAAGUUCGGGGAACUGCUUAAAUCCAGAAGCUCUGCUGGUGACGUCGAUGAUGAAGAAGAAGAAGAAGAACGGGCCCAAUCCACCUCUGCGGAAGAAGAGUCGAGCGGCGAUGAGGGCGACGGGGAGGUCAUCGUGCGCCCCUUGGCCAGAGCCAGGAGCACCGUCCUGCUCCCCAUCCCUGAGCAGAGGGAGUCUGGACCGGAAGACCCCGCGGCCGAGUCCCCCGACGGCUCCGCGUGCGAGGACGAGACGCCGCCCGCCGAGCCCCCGUCCACCGAGGGCGACGUGUGUCGAGAGCCAGAUCUCCUCGCUGAUGAUGAUGAUGCUGCUGCUGCACAGGAGGGCAGGUCUCCUGCACCACUACUCCACGCGGCACGGGGAGGCCGCCCCAACGAUGGCGCUCACGUGGCUUCCACUCACGGCCGCUGCGCGCCCCUGACGGAUAUUGACCUCGGGCCGUUCCAGGAGCCACAUCUGGAUCCGAUCUCGAGGGACGUCGCCGUUGAACGAGAUGAGGCGGAAGUUGCCAAGUCUGGCCCCCCCUCACUGGGCAGGCGUUCUGAUGAAGGGCUGGAGGCAAACGUGGAAAGACGUAAACGUGAGGUAGGGAUCCUGAAGAAUGUCUUCCUGGAUCUGGAGAAAGGAAAGGCCCAAGCGGGGAAAGAGGCUGCCAAGGAGAAGAGAGAGACCGCAUCGGAGCUCAACAAAUCCACAACCUCCUGUGACACUGGUGGAAUGGCGUUGGAAGCAGCCGACCCCGAGAAACCCGAGAGCAGGUCGGGAUCUCUGUCGAGUCGAGCUGGAGCGACUCACCAGGAGCAGCAGGGCGCCAAGAGCACCAACGGGGCACCGGUGCUAAUGCACCUCCCACCACAGCAGACCUACAAUAGCAGCAGGCAGGAGGGACGAGCUGUAGAGGAGACCUUACAGCCACAGCUGGUCAGAGGCGCCCAGCGCAGCAGAGCCCCUCUGACCAGCGCUCAUGUCAAUGGAGAUCCCCUGUCGGUGUUUGAUGAUAGCACUUUGAGUGAAUUGUCGGACGAUGAAGGAAGGGUUCCAACCGGCAGAAAAUCGAAAAUUGAGGACCCGGAGGAGGUCGGGAUGGCUGAAGACUUUGAUGAACUCACUCAGUCAUCCGACACAGCUACAGAUGACGUGGACUCUCCCACUUCAGGCUAUCGCCACGCAUCCGUCCUCAUUCAGACGCUGGACUCGGCCACUUUGGACUCCAGAAGCAUGGUGAAGCUGCAGAACAUUUUCCACGAAUAUGAGCGCUGCAUCCAAAAGGCGAGGAGUCGCCACGGGUACCUGUCGGACAAGGUGAGCCAGCUGGAGAUGGAGAGGGCUGAGUUGAAGAGAUCCCUGGAGGAACUUAAAGAUUUGAAAUCUGCCUUGGAGCGCAACCAGCUGGAGCUGCAGACGGAAGUCACAAACCUCAAAUUCCAGCUGAAACAGGAGGUGGAAAACCGGCGAAACGCCACCAUGAUGUACAACACAACCAGAGAUAAGCUGAGGAGGAUGGAGGAGCAGCAGCAGUUGGAGGUGCAGGAGAGGCAGAAGGUGGAGCUCUCCCUCAGGAAUCUGCAGCUGGAGAUGAGAACUCUGGUGAACAACAUGAAACAGCUCGAAGAGGACCACAGCGAGACCCAGCGACUGCUGGCUCACGAGCGCAGUGCUCGCACGCUGCAGGAGAAUCUGCUCAGCAGCCAUCUUCGAAAGCAGCAGGAGAUAGAGGAGGACAACAAGAGGAACAUAAGCAAAAGCAAUGAGGCCUUGUCCCAGCUCACUGAAGCCAGCGACAGGGAGCGAGAGCUGAUGCAGCAGAGUGUUAACUUGCAGGACCAGCUGACCAUCCUGAGAAGUGACCACGAGCGUCUCCGUGCCAACAGCGGCCUCAAAGAGAGCCACCUUUCCGACGAGAACGAGGCCCUCCGGGAGCAGCUGGAGGAUGCUCGGCGAGAUCUCAAACUCAACAGUGAAGCCCUGACCCAAACGGUCUUCAACUGCAACAACCAGGUGACCGCCCUGAAGUCGGAGUUAGCCGUGGCAACAUCCCGUCUGGAAAGUGAGCGGCAGACCCGCGAAACCCUGGAUUCUGAGGCGGAGUCCGCUCGAAUCCGCCUGGCCGGAGCCGUGAAGCAGGCGGAGCUCUCCAUGGCCGCUCACACGGACCUGGAGAGGGCUCUGCUCCGGGAGAGGGAGGAACACCAGCGCUUUAAAGACAGAAUCACAGGUGAAGCAGCCAGUCAACGCGAGGCGAUCGCCAGCUUGUCCCAGAAGCUGGCCACGGCGGAGUCUGGCGCCAACAGCAUGGAGAACGAGGUUCAUCGGGCCACCCUGCAGCUGACGGAGAAAAGCCUCCUGCUGGAGGUCGUGCAGCGGGAGAAGGACCAGGCGGCCGCGCGCGUCAAGGAGCUGGAGUCGGCCCUCCAGGCCGAGAGGGAGCAGAUCGGCCGCGUCGGAGCGCGCCAGGAGGCCGCGCAGGAGCGCCUGGCCCAGACCCAGAGCGAGGGCAUGCUGCUGCGCCAGCAGCUGGAGGAGGCCCAGAACAAAGGCGCCGCAAAAGAGCGCGCCGUGGCGGACGCCCAGGAGCGCUUCAGCGACAUCCUGUCCCAGCUGCGCUCGGACAGCGAAGAGCGAGUACAACUAGUGGAGGAGAGGAGCAAGGAGCUCGCCGGCAAGGCCGCCGAUCUCCGAGAUCAAAUCUACAAAUUGGAGCAGGAGAAGAACGAAAGGGAGACUAGUCAGAGGCAGCUGCAGCAGGAGCUGGCUGACUCACUCAAGAAGCUGUCAAUGAGUGAGGCUUCCCUGGAGGUCAACACGCGCUACCGCAACGACCUGGAGGAGGAGAAGGCCCGUCUCUUUAAAGACUUGGACAGGGUCAAAGGAAAGCUAGAGGAAAGCGAAGACCAGUAUGUGCAAGCCGAGAAACGUAUCAACUGUCUGAAGAACGUUCUGGAUGAGAAAGAGAAGGAACUCGCCAGUGCUGCUCAGAGACACCAGGCGGCGCUGUCUGCCUCGGCAGCUUCCGAGAUCACCAUCCGACAGCUGGAGGAGGCCAUGCAACAGCUGGAGAUAGAGAACGCCAGGCUGGAAGCUGCUGCCAAGCAACAGUCCAACAAAAUUGAGACGCUUCAGAAAGGGGCUCAGGAGUUUGCAAUGCUGUCUGACUGUGCACCUGGAGGAGGGGUCAGAGGUCAUUUGGAAGACUUGGUUUCAAACCUCCAAAGCAGUAAGAUGAAUUUGGAGGACCAACUCACUCGUGAGGUGCAGAAGCGAGGCACGCUGUCUCACACGGCCCAGGACUCUCAGGCCCUGUGGGAGGAGGAGCUGAAGAGCCGCUCUAAGCUAGGGCUGCGCCUGGCGGAACUUGAAAAGGAAAAGGGAGACCUCAGCACCCAGAUGGAAAUAGAAAAGAAGAAAGCCAAGAAAAUAGCGGAGCAGAAGAAGGCCGUGGACAUCCGGCUGGAUCAGGAGAUGAAUAGAAACGCAGACCUUCAAAAAGAAAUGUACAGGUUUCGUACUUUAUUGAAGACUGCGAAGAAGAAGUUGCGGGAUCAGGAACCAGGCGGCGCUGAGUACGUCUCUCCCACCGGCGCCCUACGGACGGACCAAGGCCGGCAGGGCCAGGCCGAGGGGGCCUUCGGACUAAUGAAAGAAAAGGUGGACGAUCUGCAGGUGCGGCUGAAGAAGGAGGGCUCCCGCCGCAGCCAGCUGGAGAAGGCCAACGGCGACCUCACGGACCAGCUGGCCUCCCUGAAGAGCUUGAGCUGCAGCAACGAGCGACUGGAGAGGAGCAGGAGGCAGCUGGAGGAGGAGGUCCUGGACCUGAGACGCCGCAUGGAGGCCUCUCAGAUGGAGCAGAGCCAGGUGGAGCGCGUGCGCCAGGACGCAGAGGAGCGGGCCCGCCAGGAGUUAAAACAGAAACUGGAGCAGGUCAACGUUUUCCUGCAGUCCCAGGCAGCGUCCCAAGAAGCACUGGAUCAGAUCAAAGCGACCAACGAGGCCAACCUGCGCCUCCAGCUGGAGCACAAGAUCCGCGAGCUGGAGGGGGAGCUGGGCCGGGCCCGCACCACCCACCACGACAGCCUCAGCCAGAGGGACUCCACCCGCGCAGAGGUCGAGCGCUUCCGCCACCUCUACGCCGAGGAGCUGCGCCUCCGCAAGUCCCUGGUGGCCAAGCUAGAGAGGGCCAACAGUCGGCUCGCAGAAGCCAAUUCCAAGCUGCUGAACGAGUGCGGCAGGUCUCUGAUCACCGGCAGCAUCGCAAACGGGAGCCUGGGAGGGGCCUCGCUGGACUUGGGCUCUCUGGGUUCACCGGCGCACUACGGGGCCACACUGGGGCCCCUCAACAGGAGCCUCGGCCUGGGACUCUCCCUCCUCAGCCCUGUGACCGACGGGCAGAGCAGCCGCGUGGAUUACCUAGCCAAGCUGCAGAGUGAGUUGGACAGAAACAUUUCAAAAGAACUGAACAGCGGCGCAGCGGAGCUGGACCUGAGUUCGGCCCGUCUGUCCCCCGUGGGCUCGUCCUCCAGGGGGGAGCUGGACCCCGCCAGCAGGGCCACGCAGCAGUACUUGGAGGUACUAAAGAAGAACCGUAUGAUCUGAAGACGGCUCCCCGGGCGGCUCGUCGGCGACGGUUAUGUUUCUGCAACUAAAAGGUGCAACUAUUGGCCAGUGAAAUGACACGGAGCGUCAGGCGUGUUUACUCUCCCUUCUUUUAUCUUUUAUAAUGCACACUGCACUUAACCACUCAGGAGCAAAGGGCGCGAGUCACUCAUAUGUAUACCUACAUUAUGUAUACAUCUAUAUGUAUUUUUAUAUAUAUAGGUUGACAUGUACAAUUAGCAAAGACCUCCAAAAGUAUUUCUUCUAUCUGGCUAAUUCCAUUAAAUCUGUAAGUUUUGUUUUUAUUUGGACAACGUAUUGGUUUGAAUUUUUAUUUGUGGAUGUUGCUGUAGCUGAAUUUGAAUUUUUAAGUAUUUGAUGUAUAGAUCAUUAAUCACUUUGCCAAGAUAUUACAUCUGGUACGUGCCAUCAAAUGGUGCAAUAGACUCAGUGGAGUGUUGUGUUUGUUAUUUUAUUUAUUCGUUAUUUUUGUUUUUUAUGAACAUGAAAUACUUGAAUAAGACGAGCUGGAAUACUCUCUGGCUAUUGAAACAGGGUGACGACAUCUAUACAACUGUCAUUUCAACUCUUGGUUUGCUUGCUUUUUAGGGCCACCAAAAGUGAAACACGCUUCUCUUUAUAUAAAUACUGUAAUAGAUUACAUAGAGGAAAACAUUUACGACACCUGUACAUUACAGAAGACUCUAAAAUGGCAAAUAAAGAUGAAAAAACCUG
Molecule: messenger RNA, 8338 nt
Organism: Pungitius pungitius (ninespine stickleback)
Lineage: Eukaryota; Metazoa; Chordata; Actinopteri; Perciformes; Gasterosteidae
Gene: aard
Product: ankyrin repeat domain-containing protein 26
Exons: 45
Coding region: 494-7603 (2369 amino acids)
Molecular function (GO): protein binding
Source: RefSeq, a predicted model, not a curated record